AUGGCACUUCUCACUCCGCCGCCUACGGUAGCGGAGACUGCAGGCUUCUUCAAGCCGUUCAUCUCAGACCCAGUCUACUAUGAAGACAUCUAUGGCACCCGCAACCCAGAUGGAGAGCUUGAAGAGCUUGAUGCCCCGGAUGAUUGCGAGUCUGAUUCGGACAGUGAGGAUGAGGAAGCUCUUUGGCAGGAAGGCGGCGGCUUUUCCAGCUUCCCGAGCACAUAUCCAAGCCCAGCUGAGCCGCAAAAGCCUGUCACUGAUCAGGAGGCCGUCUAUCCUGAUGACAAGGAGACGCGGUACAGGAUCGCGCCGAACAUCAAUGCGAAGACCUCCAUACCAGUUUCUUCAACCAAGAAGCUCGCCACCAGGAAGUUUGGAAUGUUUGCCACUUAUGACCCGCUCGACACUACUACGGUGUCUGGUGACGAGUCCGCAGACAUAAAGGAAGUCGUGGAAAGGCGUCGAAGACUUAAGACAAUGAGCACCAGUGACCACGGUAAAAGUGAUGCCUUCUCAUCAGGUUCGAGGAGCAGCCAGAGCGUGUCGGGCAACUCGUCAAAGACUCCAGCGCGCCAAAAGCGUAAGAGCAGAGUCGUUACCAUCGACCGGCCAAAGACUCGCCGCUUGAUCAAUCAAGAGAUCGCCCAGCACGCUCGUGAGCGGAAGGCAACUCUUCGAGCAGGUCGCACUCCUCAAGGACGACCAAAAGCAGCUGCGGUUGUUUCGCUUGCCAAAGAUCGCUCAAGUCAUCCGGUCGUGUUUGAGCGCUUCGGCGAGGACGGCGCUGGUAUCAACGGCAACUCUUCAACAACAGAUACAAGUAGCCAACGAGAGCCAUCUCAGCAUGCAAGAAAUGCCAGGGCCAGCCACCGCGGUGGAGAGGGACAGGCCGCGAAUGCGCCCAGCGACAAGAGCUUCCGAGAGAUUGGCAACCAAGAGUUCGAGGAGCUCGUGAAGCAGAAGCUAACGGUGAGGAUCGAUAACAGCAGCAUCGAGGUCGAUGAGUACACCAGAAACAACUAG
This is a messenger RNA of Fulvia fulva, 1023 nucleotides long. RefSeq lists its product as uncharacterized. NCBI's taxonomy places the organism in Eukaryota, Fungi, Ascomycota, Dothideomycetes, Mycosphaerellales, Mycosphaerellaceae. The record is from RefSeq and is a predicted model, not a curated record. The coding region runs from base 1 to 1023 and encodes 340 amino acids. The transcript is spliced from 2 exons.